Asparagus officinalis (garden asparagus) is the source of this 1560-nucleotide messenger RNA. RefSeq names its product phosphoribulokinase, chloroplastic. Gene Ontology annotation, cellular component: chloroplast; cytoplasm. Gene Ontology annotation, biological process: carbohydrate metabolic process. Gene Ontology annotation, molecular function: ATP binding; phosphoribulokinase activity. The record is from RefSeq and is a predicted model, not a curated record. NCBI's taxonomy places the organism in Eukaryota, Viridiplantae, Streptophyta, Magnoliopsida, Asparagales, Asparagaceae.
CCCCCCCACCCCCCCCCCCCCCCCUCUCUCUCUCUCUCGCAGCUCCCUCUACUUCUCCUUCUCAACAACUGAAGGAAAGAAGAGAACAUCAAACUCAGCAAAUGGCUGUGUCUACAAUAUACAGCACCCCUUCUCUCAACUCCACAACCUCAAUCACCACCCAGUCAAAAACCCACCUAGGAUUCAGCACUCAGAACCAAUUCAUCUUCUACAAAAAGACCAGAAGAGGAGAGAGAAGAAGCAACUACUCCUUCUCGUGCUCUGCAUCAGCUGAACAGCAAACACUAGUUAUAGGCUUAGCUGCAGACUCAGGAUGUGGGAAGAGCACAUUCAUGAGGAGACUUACCAGUGUUUUCGGCGGGAAAGGAGGAAACCCUGAUUCAAACACUCUCAUCAGUGAUACAACCACUGUCAUAUGCCUCGAUGACUACCACUCAUUGGAUAGAACUGGAAGAAAGGAGAAGGGAGUCACUGCUUUGGACCCGAGAGCUAACGAUUUCGAUCUGAUGUAUGAGCAGGUGAAGGCACUUAAAGAUGGCGUGGCUGUUGAGAAGCCUAUUUAUAACCACGUCAGCGGGCUUCUUGAUCCUCCUGAGCUCAUUAAGCCACCCAAGAUUCUUGUCAUUGAAGGACUUCAUCCCAUGUUUGAUUCUCGUGUAAGGGAUCUUUUGGACUUCAGUAUUUACUUGGACAUUAGUAACGAGGUCAAAUUUGCAUGGAAAAUUCAGAGAGACAUGGCAGAACGUGGGCACAGUCUAGAGAGCAUCAAAGCUAGCAUUGAAGCUAGAAAACCUGAUUUUGAUGCUUACAUCGACCCACAAAAGCAAUAUGCAGAUGCAGUGAUCGAGGUUUUACCAACGCAAUUGAUUCCGGACGACAAUGAAGGCAAAGUGUUGAGGGUUAAAUUGAUAAUGAAAGAAGGGGUUAAGUACUUUAGCCCGGUUUACCUCUUUGAUGAAGGCUCAACAAUCUCUUGGAUACCAUGUGGAAGGAAACUAACUUGCUCCUACCCUGGGAUCAAAUUUGCCUAUGGUCCAGACUCUUACUACUCCAACGAGGUUUCAGUGUUGGAGAUGGACGGGCAAUUUGACAGAUUAGAUGAGCUCAUAUAUGUGGAAAGCCAUCUAAGCAACAUAUCGACCAAGUUCUAUGGCGAGGUAACACAACAGAUGUUGAAGCAUGCUGACUUCCCUGGGAGCAACAAUGGUACAGGUCUUUUCCAGACAAUCGUUGGUUUGAAGAUUAGAGAUUUAUACGAGCAAAUAGUUGCGGAGAGGGCAGCUUCUACCGUUGAAGCUGCCAAAGUUUAAGACUCCACGGGUAUAGAGUUACUUGAAUUUAUCCCUUUUUUGCCUCAUUGCUAUUUGUAUAUUCGUGAAGAAUUAAGGGAAAAGUGAUGUAGCAAACUCCCAUCAUAUUGGAGGCAAUGGGAGAUGUAAAUCCCCUCCCUUUAAGUGUUAUUAUUAUUUUGCACAUAAUGCUCGCUAUUAAUUUACAUUUCUGUACACAUUGGACAGAUAUCACAUGCAUUUGUCAAUAUAAGAAAUGGGUUUUCCUCCA